GCUACAUGUGGCGGAUGCCACAUGGUGGUCUUGGCUCGGCCGCGGGAUCAGAGCUGUGCUGAUGUUACUCUGGAGGAAGACGACGUGAUGGAGGACUACCUGGAGAAGCCAUACGUGGAGCUGCUGGGGGACACGUUGGACAGCUCCACCCUGCAGAGGAGCCUCUCUGCUCGGGUCCGCAGGAGGGAGAGGGAGAGAUCUCCGGACCAGUUUGGCACCAUGUUCCGCACGCUGCCCGCCAUGAUGCCCGGCUACCUCCACCCGCCACUUCCCGUCUCCAGCCACACCAUCCCGCCCAGACUGCCUCCAGCUGAGCUGACCCACACAAAGGUGCUCAACGGCACUCACCAACACAGGAGCGCAGGGUCAAUGCACCAGGAGCAGACAGGAGGCGACGCAGACGGUGUUGUGGAGAGCCUGACGGACACGGACAGCGUUAAAGGUCUGGGAGAAACCACAGACUUCCUCAACAUGACGCAUGUGAUGAAGAUGGACCCUGCUGAUAAAACACUCACUCUGUCUCCAGUUCAGAAGAGGAAAAGUCAGCACGGUAAGACCUCUAAAGGGCACAAAGAGAACCUGAUGAAGGAGAGGACGCUGCUGAGGCAGAGCAGCUUCUCCUCCGCUAAGAGCAGGGCCGCGUCUCCUCGCCGCGCGCUCCCCACCGAGCUCCUGAGGGGCCCCGGCAAUCACUCCGCGGCCCCUCACAGCCCACACAAACACAAAAACAAAGAGAAUGUGAUCAUGGCCAUGGAGGAGCUGCGGGGGACACGGGACAAACUGAGCGUAGGGGACAUCAGGAAGGCGGCGUCCAAGCAGAGACUGCGGCCGGCUCCAGGGAGACGCCAGCUGAUGGAGGUCGGCAGGAAGAAGGAGUCGGCCGUCGCCUCUGAUCCUAAACCGUCUAAACCUCUCAGUUCUAAAAACAAACCAAUCGUGGUGCGAAGUGCGGGAGUCAGCUCGUCGGGUGAACGCUCAGCUGGUGACAAAAGCGCUGAGGUUAAAAAAACCCCUGAAGAUUUCUCCAAAAAGUCCAAAAAUGAGAAAAACAAAAAAGAAGCCAAAUCGAACAAAGAAGCAGAACUUGGCCUGCUCGCCGGAGCUGCCUCGCUCGCAGCCGGGGCGGUGUUAAUGCACGAGGUAGCGUCCUUGAGCUCGCCAUCCGAGAGCAGCGGCCGCGCCCUGAAAGACAACACGACGAAAUCACGCAGCGAGGAAUUCGAAUCCGCUGAUUUGAGCCACAAGUCGGCCGUCAGCAUCAACAUUAUACCUGAGAGUCCCGACGGCGGGACGAGUCAGGACGACACGGACACAAGUCACGACAAAAGUGAGCAGGAGGAGUCUGCGACGGUCCAUCAGGAGGAAGAGGAGGAGGAGAGAACUAGUGCAGAUGUGAGCAAGGAGGAGGAAGAGGAGGUUAGUUGCAGCUUUGAGAAAGAAACAGAAGACGAAGAAGACACUCUUCAACCAGACAAUGAGUCAGAAACUGACGAGGAGGCGAGCAGGGACGAGGAGGAAGAAGAGGAGGAGGAAGAGGAGGAAGCAACCGUGACAGCUGGAAGCGAAAGUGAUGACAAGUCAAAAGAGAGCAAAGCAGGCAAUGCAGAAGAGGAGGAGGAGGAGGAGGAGGAGAACCAGGAGGAGAACCAGGAGGGGUCGAGUCAAGAGAGCAAAGGAGGAGAGUCUGAGGGUGAGGAGGAAGAUUUGGAAAGUGAGGAAGAGGAGGGCAAAAGUGAGUCCAUGAAGUCAUCAUCGGAGGAGGAAGAAGGGAGUGAUUUAGAGAGUGAGACGGAGGAAGAAGCAGAGGAGGAGAGUAGUGAGGAAGAUGAGAGUGAAAAUAAGGAGGAGAGUGAGGAGGAUGAGGAAGAGGAGAGUGAAAGUGAGAAGCAGGAGGAAGAGGAAGAGAAUGUUGUGGAAAAAGAGAGUGAAGAGGAGGAAGAGCCUGACAAAGAUGAGGAAGAUGAGGUAAACGAAGAAGAAGAAGAUGAGGAGGAGGAGGAGGAAGAACAAGUUGAUAAAGAGGAGGAAGAAGAGGAAGAAGAGGAGGAAGAGGUUAAUGAAGAUGAAAAAGAAGAAGAGGAAGAGGAGGUUGAUGCAGAUGAGGAGGAGGAGGAACAGGAGGAGGAGGAGGAAGAGGUUAAUGAAGAUGAAAAAGAAGAGGAAGAGGAGGUUGAUGAGGAUGAAGAGGAGGAGGAGAAGGAUGAAGAGGAGGAAGAUGAAGAAGAAGAAGAAGAGGAGGUUGAUGAAGAUGAAGAGGAGGAGGUGGAGGAAGAAGAAGAAGAGGAGGUUGAUGAGGAUGAAGAGGAGGAGGAAGAAGAAGAGGAGGUUGAUGAAGAUGAAGCGGGGGAGGAGGAAGAAGAAGAGGAGGUUGAUGAAGAUGAAGAGGAGGAGGAGGAGGAAGAAGAAGAAGAGGAGGUUGAUGAAGAUGAAGAGGAGGAGGAGGUCCUAAAAAAGAAAAAGUCAGCUGAAGUCCAAAGAGUAAAGAGUAAACAGAGGUCGGGGGUCAAAGGUCAGGCAGCGGAGGAGUCGGAGGAGUUUUGGGACGACGUGUUGCCGCAGUACCUCAACCUGAAAUAACGCGUUACGUCACGUUAUUUUCACCGUCGAUCGAUCAGUAUU
Molecule: messenger RNA, 2619 nt
Organism: Plectropomus leopardus (leopard coralgrouper)
Lineage: Eukaryota; Metazoa; Chordata; Actinopteri; Perciformes; Serranidae
Source: RefSeq, a predicted model, not a curated record